AUGCCCAGUGAACAACUCACGAUCCAUGCUCGCGUGAUCCUACCGGCUGAUACGGAUGUGCGUGGGCGUGUCACAAUUGGGGCAGGCACUGUCGUGCAUCCACGCGCGAAAAUCGACGCUACGCUGGGGCCCAUCACCGUAGGCGAAAACUGCCUGCUGGAGGAACAUGUACACCUCAUUAGCACCGACAAAGGCAUGACGAUCGGCGAUGGAAAUGUGUUUCGGGUACAUGCUCAUGUAUCAUCGCCACAGAUCGGCAACUGCAACGUAUUCGAAACAGGGUGUCAUGUCUCGGACUCUCAAACCAUCAGCAACUUUUGUAUUCUAAGUGCCGGGUGCAAACUUGGGCAUUCUGAUCACGAGCACAGCAUGCUGCCGGAACGGACCGUGGUCUAUGGGCAUGAUGCGAUGCAGCACGUCUGGAGUGGCGAUGGCAUGGGGCAGCAUUUAGCGCUCCAUGCGAAGCACUUGCAAUACUUGCGCGAUACGAUACCCCGCUCCCAUAAACUUCGUGUCAUUCGUUCCUAG
Messenger RNA from Malassezia pachydermatis, 528 nucleotides. Its product is annotated as trimeric -like protein. Gene Ontology annotation, biological process: mitotic spindle organization. NCBI's taxonomy places the organism in Eukaryota, Fungi, Basidiomycota, Malasseziomycetes, Malasseziales, Malasseziaceae. Gene Ontology annotation, molecular function: dynein complex binding. The record is from RefSeq and is a predicted model, not a curated record. The transcript is spliced from 2 exons. Bases 1 to 528 code for a protein of 175 amino acids. Gene Ontology annotation, cellular component: dynactin complex.